AUGUCUCGUUAUUACAACAUUCCAAACAAAGUUAAUCUACCUCUUACAUCACCACCAACAGAUUUUGAUUCAAUUUUUAUGUGUAAAUCAAGACCACCAAUUAUUAUUGAACAUGAAAAGAAAUCCAUCUGGCCAAAUAAAUAUCGUCAUUCAAACAUCAGUAAUGCACAAGAAAAUACACCUCCAAGGCGUAUGUCUACAUUUCGUAAAUUACAUAAACCAUGGCAAACAAUGGUUAAAACGAAUGUAACCAAAGCAGAUUCUCGACUUAUGUUUAAUUUUAUUGAUGCUAAUACAGAUUCUCGUCUUAGUUAUCUUGAAUUUCGUUCAUGGAUGCUUAUUAUUGAUCAAACAUUAGCUGAACAUGAAUUACUUCGUAUAUUUAAUGAAAUAGAUCGAAAUAAUGAUGGUUUUAUUCAAUAUAAAGAAUUUCGAGAAUAUUUUGGUGAUGAUCUAUUAACAAGUGAAGCAAAUGUUGUUGAAUUAACUUCAUUAUUUAAUGAAAUUGAUAUUAAUCAAACGGGUAGUAUAACACUUGAUCAACUUUUAGCAUUUUUUAAUCGACAUACAGCAAUGAUAACAAAGGAAGAAGCACAUAUUUUUCUUGGUAUGGUUUCUGAUAUUGGAAAUGAAAAUAGUAUUUCUCUCAAAGAAUUCCUAAAAGCAAUGCGUGAAUGGAAAAUCUGA
Adineta steineri is the source of this 687-nucleotide messenger RNA. The record is from the annotation of a GenBank genome assembly. Lineage: Eukaryota; Metazoa; Rotifera; Eurotatoria; Adinetida; Adinetidae.